UCUGGCCUCACUAUAUAAAGCAGCAGAGUCGUCGGCCAGCUGGCACUUGCAGUGAGGAGACCAUGCGAGCAGCAGCCAUCUCCAUGCCAAAGUUAGACAAAAUGCCAGGAAUGGUCUUCUCUGCUAAAGAAUUGAAAGGAACGGGACAUUCACUUCUAGAUGACAGAACGCAGAAAAGGAGGCCAAAGACUUUUGGAAUGGACAUGAAAGCAUACCUGAGAUCCAUGAUCCCACAUCUGGAAUCUGGAAUGAAAUCAUCCAAAUCCAGGAACAUACUUUCUGCUGAUGAAGUGAUACAGUGGUCUCAAUCUCUGGAAAAACUUCUUGCCAACCAAACUGGUCAAGAUGUCUUUGGAAAUUUUCUAAAGUCAGAGUUCAGUGAGGAGAAUAUUGAGUUCUGGCUGGCUUGUGAAGACUAUAAAAAAACAGAGUCUGAUCUUUUGCACUGCAAAGCAGAGAAGAUAUAUAAAGCGUUUGUGCAUUCAGAUGCUGCUAAACAAAUCAAUAUUGACUUCCAUACUCGAGAAUCUACAGCCAAGAAGAUUAAAGCAGCAACCCCUACGUGUUUUGAUGAAGCCCAAAAAGUCAUAUAUACUCUUAUGGAAAAGGACUCUUACCCCAGGUUCCUCAAAUCAGAUAUUUACUUAAAUCUUCUAAAUGACCUUCAGGCUAAUAGCCUAAAGUGACUGGUUCCCGCUGAAGGGAGUUAAAAGGUGAUGUCAAGUACAGAAGGAAUGUGCCAGUUUGGCUCCCUGGGUGGAAAACGUGGCCUCUCUGGGUGACUUGAUGGGCCCAGGGGAAGAAGAAAUGACAGAAUGGAUUGACAUGGAAGGUACCCGGCACUGAGUCGCAGAAGCACAUGCAAGACAAAGUGGAAGACUGCAGAGGGGGGCGAUGGCACUGUCACAUGACACAGCGGGCCUCUGUGUCAGAAAAUCCCUCA
Molecule: messenger RNA, 943 nt
Organism: Microcebus murinus (gray mouse lemur)
Lineage: Eukaryota; Metazoa; Chordata; Mammalia; Primates; Cheirogaleidae
Gene: RGS1
Product: regulator of G protein signaling 1
Source: RefSeq, a predicted model, not a curated record